Truncatella angustata is the source of this 1620-nucleotide messenger RNA. RefSeq names its product carboxylesterase. The record is from RefSeq and is a predicted model, not a curated record. Bases 1 to 1620 code for a protein of 539 amino acids. The transcript is spliced from 6 exons. NCBI's taxonomy places the organism in Eukaryota, Fungi, Ascomycota, Sordariomycetes, Amphisphaeriales, Sporocadaceae.
AUGCUUUUCUCCAAGUCACUUUUUGUACAGUCUAUCUAUAUAGCUACCAUAACAAGCUUGGUCGUUACUGCUAACACCGACUGGAGAGUUGGCCAAAUAGUGCAGACAUCGAGCGGCCUGAUAAAAGGUCAUGCUGCUAAGGACGCGGAUCAGGUUUCCGAAUACCUGGGCAUACCGUAUGCGCAACCACCGGUAGACGGACUGCGCUUCCAGCCAUCUGUUAGAUAUAACGGUACAGACACGAUCGCUGCAAGGUCUUUCGGACAUGCUUGUAUGCAGCCGGCCCUGAGUCUUUCUGGGACUGGGAAGCGCCAGAUCUUUGGGCUGGAUUUGACUCAGGCUGGGCUUGUACUACUCACCAGUUAUGCUACGAGCAUACCCAGUCAGAGUGAGGAUUGCUUAACGUUGAAUAUCUGGACAAAACCACAGACCGGCGACGACAAAAAGGCGGUAAUGGUGUGGAUUCAUGGUGGUGGAUGGAAGACUGGUGCAUCUGGUAUUGCAUGGUACAACGGCCAGUACUUUGCAGACCAGGAGGAUGUAGUUCUCGUGAGCAUAAACUAUCGUCUCAAUAUCUUCGGGUUUCCUGGCAAUCCCAACACCACGGCAAACCUAGGUCUCUUAGACCAGAGAUUAGCCAUAGAAUGGAUCCGUGACAACAUUGAAGGUUUUGGAGGAGAUCCAGAGCGAAUAACGAUAUUUGGUCAGAGUGUCGGAGGGUCUUCGGUCGACAUAUAUUCAUAUGCAUGGAAUGAUGAUCCUAUUGUGAAGGGAGUCAUCUCCCAGAGCGGAGUAGCCUGGGCUUUUGGCUUGCAGGAUCAGAGCGCCGCCACAGACCAGUGGCAGAGUGCUGCGUCAACAGUAGGCUGCACCGGAAGCACCGACGAUACUCUAAGCUGUAUGAACGGCCUCCCAGCCACAAAAGUAUUGUCCGCAAUACAGGGGACUGCGACAUUCGGUGCUAUUAUUGAUGACAAAAUUGUUUUCUCAGACUACUCAGCGCAAAAGCCAGUGGGUCUGCCGAUGCUCGUCGGCCACACUGAUUUUGAGCCAGGCCUGACACGAGCAUUGUCACAAAUCAAUGUGGCUGCAGAUGUAUAUGAUGCGCAGCAGCACGAUAUCUGGGUCUGUCCAACUGCGGAGCGAGCCCAAUAUGCUGUGCUGAACGCGAACCCAAUAUGGCGGUAUCGUUAUUUUGGAGAGUUCCCUAAUACCAUCUUGAGUGAUGACCCUCCUAGUGGUGCUUACCAUACCGCCGAGCUCCCCAUCAUUUUCGGCACGGUAACACAAUCAGUGCACGCCAAUACAGACGCGGAAAGCAACAUAAUCUCGUACAUCCGUGGAGCUUGGGCUGCAUUCGCAAAGGACCCCGAAAAGGGUUUACUAUCAUAUGGUGAUGGCUGGCCUCAAUAUAGCGCCGACGGCCAAACACUCAUCAAAUUAGCCUACAACAAUCAGACGGGGCCGAAUCUGGACACUGGAAAUGCGUACGAUAGUGGUUGCAGCGUUCCAAGGAGCCCAUCGCCAACUCCAAGUAACGUAACAGGCAAACUUUCGUUAUCGAGAUCCAUGUUGAUUUUGACUGGAGUUGUGGCCAUCAGAUAUCUGAUCAGGUUCUAA